UAUUAGUUGUUGUUGGUCGUCAAAACAUAAAUAGUGUUCUAGAAUCCAGACGUCUGUUGUCUUGAUCUUGAUAUUGAAGUGCUGAGUGUAUAGCGUGUACUGUGUGAAGAAGACUUCAUUUACUACUGCUGCGAAGUGAUACAACAGGGGUAAUGGAUACAAGUGAAAGCGGAGAUGAUUUGGGAAAUAAUUUCCUUGCCGUGGAAACUCAAAAUUUCAUGGUUCACGGCGAAGAACUGGACGGUCCGUACUGCACUAACACCAUUUCUACUACAUAUGCUGAUGAAGAUGAUGGUGACGCAAUUCUUACAGCUGAAAAUACUGAUGAUUCAAAUCAAGGAGGUGGAGAUAAACCAGGAUACCCAUUGAGAGAGCAGGAUCGUUUCUUACCAAUUGCAAACAUUGCAAAAAUUAUGAAAAGAGGAAUACCAGAACCAGGAAAGAUUGCUAAAGAUGCAAGAGAAUGUGUGCAGGAGUGUGUUUCAGAAUUUAUAAGUUUUAUUACAAGUGAAGCAAGUGAUCGUUGUCACAUGGAGAAAAGAAAGACUAUUAAUGGUGAAGAUAUACUAUUUGCAAUGACCACUUUAGGAUUUGAUAAUUAUGUUGAACCUCUGAAACUGUAUCUGCAGAAAUAUAGAGAGGCUACCAAGGUAGACAAGCCACUAGUAGCAGAAAUGUAUGAAGAGAUGCCUGAUGAAACAUUUGGUACCCAGACCUUACAAGGUAACAUCAUUACAUCUGAGCAAAAUGGAGCUGGAGAAACAGUGAUAUACACAUAUCCUGAACAGAUCCAACAAUUUCAACUCCCAUAAAGUAUAUUUGGCAUGAGAUAAAAUCUGUAAAAACAGAUAAUAAGCCUGUUGAUAUUUGUGAAGCCUUUUUAAAAAGGUGGACUUAUAUACUCCAUUGUAAGGAAUUUGUGAGUUACUAAGGAGAAGCUACUUGUAUUAUAUUGUAAUAAGUGUAAUAAUGUUUACUUAUUUAUAUAAUAUGAUUUUAAAUAAAAUUUCAUUGUAUUUUUAAUUAUAAAGAAAUGUUCCACUUUAUUUCAUUGUUUGGUAUUGAAGGUCAAAUUUGUGUUUAUUAAUAACCUUUUCUAUUUUGCCUUUAUGUGCAUUGUUAUUUACCAGAAUGUAUUUUUGUAGUAAGGAAAUCAUAAUAAUGCAUUUAAUUAAAAAAUUAAAAAUAUCAGUUUUUAUUAAUAGUUGCUAAGGUUAUGUAAUUCCAUAUGCCCCAAUUGUUCCUCUUUAACCUAAGCAUGUUGACAGGGAAAAUUUCCUCUCAUCCAUAGUGUUAAGUUGUUAUGGUAUAAACUAGACUGUAUCAGAACAAAGUCUCCUCAGCGGACAACCAAAAAGAUAAAUUCAUCAGUUUUAUGUAAAGAUAUAAAAAAAAUUUUAAGAAUUUAAGUAACAGAAUAAUUUAUAAUUUUCAAAUGUGCCACUCUUCUAAAGCCAGGGAAAAUUAUUUAUGGCUUGUCACAUUUUUGUGUGUAUGUAUUAAUUGCUAAGGUGUCUAUUGAGUACUGUUCUGCAAUAAACAGAAGUCAAUCUGGA
Messenger RNA from Schistocerca gregaria, 1556 nucleotides. Its product is annotated as nuclear transcription factor Y subunit beta-like. Gene Ontology annotation, biological process: regulation of transcription by RNA polymerase II. The transcript is spliced from 5 exons. Gene Ontology annotation, cellular component: CCAAT-binding factor complex; nucleus. Gene Ontology annotation, molecular function: RNA polymerase II cis-regulatory region sequence-specific DNA binding; DNA-binding transcription activator activity, RNA polymerase II-specific; protein heterodimerization activity. The coding region runs from base 153 to 812 and encodes 219 amino acids. The record is from RefSeq and is a predicted model, not a curated record. Lineage: Eukaryota; Metazoa; Arthropoda; Insecta; Orthoptera; Acrididae.